GUGAGCUCCAGCGCCAGCGCGGCUGCUGCAGCGGGCGGCAUGGCGAACACAGCCUUGGAGAUCAUCGCUUUCGUGGUCUCUAUCUCGGGCUGGUUACUGGUAUCUUCCACGGUGCCCACCGACUACUGGAAGGUAUCCACCAACGACGGCACGGUCAUCACCACCGCCACCUUUUGGGCCAACCUAUGGAAGACGUGCGUUACCGACUCCACGGGCGUCUCCAACUGCAAGGAUUUCCCUUCCAUGCUGGCGCUGGACGGUUACAUCCAGGCAUGUAGAGGACUUAUGAUCGCCGCUGUCAGCCUGGGCUUCUUUGGUUCCAUAAUUGCCCUGUUUGGAAUGAAGUGCACCAAAGUCGGAGGCUCAGAGAAAGCCAAAGCUAAAAUUGCUUGUUUGGCUGGGAUUGUAUUCAUACUGUCAGGGCUGUGCUCAAUGACCGGUUGUUCCCUGUAUGCAAACAAAAUCACAACGGAAUUCUUUGAUCCUCUCUAUAUUGAUCAAAAGUACGAAUUGGGAGCCGCUCUGUUCAUUGGAUGGUCGGGAGCCUCGCUCUGCAUAAUUGGUGGCGUCAUAUUUUGCUUUUCAAUAGCGGACAACAACAAAACACCCAGAAUGGGAUACGCGUACAACGGGCCCACGUCGGUCAUGUCUUCACGGACAAAGUAUCAGGGGGAAGGAGAUGUUAAAACCUCCAACCCUUCGAAACAGUUUGACAAGAACGCUUACGUCUGAGCGAGCGCUGCUGCUGCAGGCUGCCUUGAGUUUGCUACAAAGGCGAACCCGUCCCAGAGUGAUCCCGUCGAGGCCUUCUUAUAAUUAACACUCCAACUAUUUUUAAAGUACGAAUUUGAAGAAUUUGUUGAUUGUAUGGAUGUACAUGUUCUUACAUAGUUAUAUACUAAUCAUUUUCUGUUGGGACUUUCUAUAAAAAAUAAAAAAUAAAGAGGU
Molecule: messenger RNA, 948 nt
Organism: Pteronotus mesoamericanus
Lineage: Eukaryota; Metazoa; Chordata; Mammalia; Chiroptera; Mormoopidae
Gene: CLDN10
Product: claudin 10
Exons: 5
Coding region: 40-732 (230 amino acids)
Biological process (GO): cell adhesion; bicellular tight junction assembly
Cellular component (GO): plasma membrane; bicellular tight junction
Molecular function (GO): structural molecule activity
Source: RefSeq, a predicted model, not a curated record